CCGAACACAGAGACACACUGCAUCAUGAGUAUAUCAUCACUGAUAAUGCAGAAAACAGAUGCGUCAUGCUAAUGUUAAUUUAGCUUAGCAAAGUAAACAUGAAAACUGGACUUAUUGAACUUAACUGAAGCUGAAUGUAUGAUUCACGAAACAGGUAAAGAAACAGUGAUGGUGUUUCCUCAUCCCAAGUGAACAGAGUUUCAUGCACUCGAUGACUGAGCGAUUUACACAUCUCCGCUCCAGCAGAGGCCAAACCUCACUAACAAGUGCACUUAAAAGCACACGAAGAAGAGCGAGCGCGUGACGCCAGUGACGUCAUCGCGUUGCCUGACGUGCGAGAGAGGCGUUGAACCCAAACUCAGGCCUUCAGAAACACACAGACGGGAAGAGACGCGAUUGACGGCUUAUGGUGAUUCUGUGAUCAGUGAAGAAGUGCAAAAUGAACGUGUUUGAUCGCAACAUAAACUUCGACGCUCUCUUUAAAUUCUCUCAGAUCUCGCGCUCCACUCAGCAGCACCUGAAGAAUGUCUAUGCCAGUCUGGCGGUGUGUAUGCUGGUGGCCACGGCCGGCUCCUACAUCUACGUCGUCACCAGAAUCUUCCAGGGUGGUCUGACCAUGCUGGGCUCUCUGGCCAUGAUGGCGUGGCUGGCCAUGACGCCUCACAGCCCACAGACAGAGAAGAAGAGGCUGGCCAUCCUGGCGGCGUUCGCCUUCUUCACAGGUCUGGGACUCGGGCCGCUCAUGGACUACGCCAUCAGCAUUGACCCCAGCAUCAUCGUGACUGCGUUCCUGGGCACCUCCAUCAUCUUCAGCUGCUUCACCCUCAGUGCGCUCUACGCUCAGCGCAGGAGCUACCUGUUCCUUGGAGGAACUCUGAUGACGGGUCUAACGGUCCUGCUGCUCGUCUCCAUCCUCAACAUGUUCUUCGGCUCCGUCCUCAUCUUCAAGGCUCAUCUGUAUCUGGGUCUGCUGGUCAUGUGUGGCUUUGUGCUGUUCGACACUCAGCUCAUCAUAGAGAAGGCAGAGAUGGGGGACAAAGACUACAUCUGGCAUUGUGUGGAUCUGUUUUUGGACUUUGUGACCAUCUUCAGAAAGCUGGUGAUCCUGCUGUCCAUGAACGAGAAGGAAAAGAAGAAGGAGAAGAAGUGAUGUGGAGCGCGGCGGACGCAUCUGUGAGCUGAGCAUUGUGAAUAUGAUGAUGACCUCGUUGGAUUAGAUUGACGUGAUUUGAUAUGGUGUCUUAAUUUUAUUUUUGGAUAAUUGUUAUUGGGCUUUGAGUAUGUGGUGGGGCUGUAGUGAACUAACGCGGAGUCUUAUUGAAGCACUGAUGUGGAGCGAGCCCCUGCGUUAAUCAUGUAAUGUACAUAGGUUUAGUCGGAGGAUUAAUCGAGUUCUUAAUGAUGAAGACUUGCUAACAGCGUCAGAAUCGCCUCCUCAUCAUCACAUGAUCCGCUCGUCAGGGCUUGUUGCUUUACUUUAUCAAGAUUAUUCUUUGUUGCCAAUGUCAUGAUAGAUGGUUUAUUUAGCCGCUGCUGUUAACGCCAGUUUAUUUAGAGUUCUCACCACUGUUAAUGCGUUCAUCAUGCACACAUCACAUGUUUUAUUUUCUUCAUCAAUAUUGUGCUUCUGGACUGAUCAAUAAACUGAUGCCACAGAUGGG
Molecule: messenger RNA, 1661 nt
Organism: Danio rerio (zebrafish)
Lineage: Eukaryota; Metazoa; Chordata; Actinopteri; Cypriniformes; Danionidae
Source: RefSeq, a predicted model, not a curated record